AACCCCUCAAACGAUUUCUACACAUCCCUUCUCUUUCCUCACACAUCGCAAUGGGCAAACGCAAGCAAAUCAAAGACGGGGACGUCGACAUGGGCGGCGUAGACCCGCAAGUCGCUGACGACUCGUCCGACGAGGAGGAUAUCGACAUGGUCAACGUCGACUUUGAAUGGUUCGAUCCUCAACCGGCUGUCGACUUCCACGGCCUGAAGAACCUCCUCCGCCAGCUUUUCGACACGGACGCUCAGAUCUUCGAUCUCUCCGCAUUAACGGAUUUGAUUCUCGCGCAGCCAUUGCUCGGUUCGACAGUGAAAGUCGACGGCAACGAGUCGGAUCCGUAUGCGUUUUUAACAGUGCUGAAUUUGCAAGAGCAUAGUGAUAAACCCGUCAUCAAAGACCUCACAACCUACCUCAGCAAAAAAGCCAGCAGCACGCCGUCCCUCGCGCCCCUCGCGCAACUCCUCUCCCAAUCCCCCACUCCACCCAUCGGGUUAAUCCUCACCGAACGCCUAAUUAACAUGCCCUCGGAAAUCGUCCCGCCCAUGUACACCAUGCUCCAGGAAGAGAUCGCCUGGGCGCUCGCCGACAAAGAGCCGUACAAUUUCUCGCACUACUUGGUCCUCUCCAAGACCUACGAGGAGGUGGAGUCGAAGCUCGAUGCGGAGGAGUCGCGACCGCAGAAGAAAAAGAAGAAGGCCGCCGCGGAGCAGGGCGAGCGGUUCUUCUUCCAUCCCGAGGACGAGGUGUUGCAGCGGCAUGCGGCUUGUUUCGGCUCUGCGGAGUAUACGCAUAAGGCGGACGAGGGGCUCUCGGAUUCGAAGCGGGCGUUCCAGGAUAUGGGGAUUCGGACCGCGGCGAGCUUGAUUCUCUUGGAGCCGGGGACGUUGGAGAGUGCCAUCAAGGAUAUGGUGGAGUAUUUGAAGCCCCCGGUUUAACUGCGUGGUUUUUCCGCGGGAAGGGUUAGGUCGGUUAUGAUAGACAAGACAAAAAGUUUUGAUGAUAGCAGAUCUUGUUUUUUAAUUGAAUCUAUUAAUGAUCUAUAUUACGAGUUCUCGUCACGGCAUGGAAUUAUGGAAAGAUACUAAUAUUUUUUUUUGGGGGGGGGGGAAUC
This is a messenger RNA of Aspergillus ochraceoroseus IBT 24754, 1108 nucleotides long. RefSeq names its product protein-transporting protein BCP1. Lineage: Eukaryota; Fungi; Ascomycota; Eurotiomycetes; Eurotiales; Aspergillaceae. Gene Ontology annotation, cellular component: nucleus. The transcript is spliced from 3 exons. Bases 51 to 932 code for a protein of 293 amino acids. The record is from RefSeq and is a predicted model, not a curated record.